Messenger RNA from Lotus japonicus, 3632 nucleotides. Its product is annotated as zinc finger BED domain-containing protein RICESLEEPER 2-like. The coding region runs from base 204 to 2078 and encodes 624 amino acids. The record is from RefSeq and is a predicted model, not a curated record. NCBI's taxonomy places the organism in Eukaryota, Viridiplantae, Streptophyta, Magnoliopsida, Fabales, Fabaceae. The transcript is spliced from 6 exons. Gene Ontology annotation, molecular function: DNA binding; protein dimerization activity.
CUUCUGCUUUUCUUCUUCUCCGUCACUGAGCUGCCACCCAUGGCAAACUUCACCUUCUCCUCCUCCUCCUCCUCCAACGCUACUCUACCUCCGUUGCGCCUUCCAGCUUCAUCAUCUCCCGCGGCUUCGGACGAUGGUUCGGGGGACACCAUCAGCAUAUCCAUGGCGUCCAGUCCACCAAUGUCUCCGACGCCGUCCAUGGAAUGGUUUCUGCAAAUUCAAGUCAGCUAGAAGAUGACUUACAAGGGAGUGAAAACGACGAAGAUCGAGUAAACAGCGAUUUAGUCAUAAAGAGAAAGAGGCAGAAAACUUCAGCUGUUUUGGAUGAUUUUGAUGAAGUUGUUCAAUUUCAGCCUUCCAAUUCAAGUAACCCAUUUGUGAGUUGUGAUGGUGUUAGAUACUGUAAUGGAAAGAUGAGGGAAAUAAUUGCCACUGCUGUUAUGGUUCAUGAACUUCCGUUUAGUAUUGUUGAGGAUGAGGUUUGGAUGUGGGCCUUCCAGUAUGCAAAUUCAAGUUUCCAAAAGGUGACUUCAGAAACUGUUAGAAGUGAUUGUUUAUCAAUAUAUGAGGCGGAGAAGAAAAAGUUGAAGACUUUGUUGACUAGUGUGAAUAAGAUUAGUUUAACUAUAGAUAUGUGGAAAUCAAGCCACCAAGUAGAUGAAUAUAUGGUCAUCUCAGGUCAUUUCGUUGAUGCAGGGUGGAAGCUUCAAAAGAGAGUGUUGAGUUGUGUGAAAGUGCCUUCUCCCAGGUGUGGAAUUGAUGUGGCUGGUGCAAUUUUCAAGUGUUUGAAAGCUUGGAGGAUUGAAAAUAAAGUUUUUUCAGUAUCGGUUGAUAAUGAUACUUAUAAUGAUUCAUGCCUAGCAAAUCUGAAGGAGAAGUUAUCAUUGAGCAGCAAGGUAUUCCUCGGUGGUGCUUUGUUUCAUGUCAGAUCUUAUUUGCACGUAUUAAAUUCGUUAGUGCAAGAUGGCCUAAGUAAGAUUGAGGAUAUCAUUUUCAAUAUUCGUGAAAGUAUGGAGUAUAUUAACUACAAUGAUGCAAGGUUGAAGACAUUUUGUGAUGUUGUUGAACAGAAGCGCUUGGGAGUUAGAAAACUUCUUAUUGAUUGUCCAACAAGAUGGAAUACCACAUUUCAUAUGUUGACAGCUGCAUUGAAAUUUAAAAUUGCCUUUGCAGCUUACAAAGAAAGAGAGCCCCAUUAUGAUUAUGCACCUUCACUUGAAGAUUGGGACAAGGUUGAGAAAGUUUGUACACUUCUAGAAGUGUUUAACUCUUCUACUCAUGUAGUCUCAGGUUGUGAGUAUCCUACUGCUAGUUUGUGUCUUGCUAAAGUUUUGAGGGUGAAACAACUAAUUGAUAAUGCGGCUAAGGAUGGAGAUCUCUUCAUGAGAGAAAUGGUAGCUCCAAUGAAAGUAAAAUUUGACAAAUAUUUGGGGGAAUGUAGUUUGCUAUUGGGUGUUGCAAGUAUUUUAGAUCCUAGGUGCAAAUAUCACAUUGUUGAUAUAUGCUUUCCCUUGAUAUAUGAGUCUGAGGAAGUUGCCAAAGAGAAUAUAAAGAAGGUACGGAGUUCUUUGGAAGAAUUAUAUGAUGAGUAUGUGUCUCUAAGUUUGGAGGGUUCAUCCUCUGCGGAAGCAAAUAAUGGUGUUAACAAUCCAACAUCUUCCACUAAACCUAGAUCUUCAUUCAUCACUGGAUUUGACCACCUUAUGAGUAUUUUGCAUGAAAAGGAAGUUGUUCCUCCAGUGAAAUCUGAAUUACAAGCUUAUCUUGAUGGAUGCGUUUAUGUCCCAGAUGUUGAUAAUAACUCAUUUAGCGUCUUGGAGUGGUGGAGGAACAACAACUCAAAAUAUAAAAUUUUGUCAAAAUUGGCUAUUGAUAUACUAGCUGUUCCAAUAUCCACCAUGUCAUUGGAGGAUACGUUUAGUGCUAGAGGUAGAGUUAUUGGUGAAAUGUGUUCUAGAUCGAAUGAGGAAUCUAUUGAAGCACUUAUUUGUGGCGGGGAUUGGCUUCGUCAUAAGUAUAAUAUAAAGAGGAAGUCAAAGGUGGAUGAAGGACAGGAAGAGAUCAUGUUGAAGGUUUAAUGCCUUUUUAGCUGCUUGUUGGCUGUUCUAUUAUUUUUAUUGUUUAACUGAGACCCGUUGUUAUCAGUCUUUGUUAAAUGAGACCGUAUUGUUGUUUUGAAAUUUAAGGCUUGAGGUCUAUUUGGUUGUUUUUGUUAAUUUAAUGCUUGAGGUCUAUUUGGUUGUGUUUGUUGAGUUAAUGCUUAUUGGAUGUGUAAUAUUGUUUGAUAAUUUAAGAUUUGAGAACUAUUGUCAUUGGAUCAAGCCUAGGGCCUAUCUGGUUCUGCUUGAUUAUUUAGGGUGUAAACUAUUGUAUUUUAUGUUGUUUGUCUGCAUUUGCUUAGCUUACAAGACAUGUCAGAAUUGCUGUCUUUUUGACCCCUUCACAAGGCACACCAAUGGCUUUGCUGCAAAUUUGGAAAAGGAAGUAGCAGCUGAGAUAGCAGAAUGUGAAUUAUCUUUCCUGUUUGGAGAGAGAUCAAGUUCAACCUAGUGAACCUAUCAGUUUGAAACUUGAAAGAUGAAUAUUUUCAGCAUUUUCUCCAUAGUGAAGCUGUUGCUGGGAUUGAGUAUGAAGCUCAACUUCAAACGACACCUCUAUCACGCUUGUGGUCAGGACUUAUGGUUUGUGGGAGUGGUUCCAUUACAUGCUGUUUGCCUGGCUGAGUUUCCUGGCUCUGAGGUGGGAACUUAGGCUCCUGGCUCGCCAUUUUUGCAGAAUUGUGAAGCAAACUUUGUGGUAGCAGAAGCUGAGUAUAUUAUAUGAAAUGAGACUGUACAGGAGUUUUGGGUUAAAAUAACCACAUAUUGUUAUCUAUUUUGUAGGUGUACAUUAAGUAGUGAUGGCUGCCAACUCAAUUGUUAUAGCAUGCCACGUACAAGUGCAUGCUGCCAACGUGUCAUACAUGAGACACUGGUCCUGAAACGCUCAAGGAGUCUUUGGCCAAGCGGUGGAGUUCAACUGUAUGUGAGACAGAGAUAACUACAAUCAAAAGAUGAGUUUGCAUACUAUGUUUCAUGCUAAAUUUUGUCUUUAGUGCUAUAUGCUUUUUGUCUGAUAGUUCGUGGUUGAAUAAAACUGAGAAUCAAAACUAUAUGUACAUAUGCUGACACUAACAGUAAAACAUAAAAUUAAUAUUUAUAGCCCUUUAUUUUGUUCCAUUAUUUUUUGAUAUACUCUCGAUUUAAUUCUCAAUAUUAAAUGAGAGCUAAACCAUAUAAACAUCUGUAAACCAAACCACAAAUGUCUGGUAUUGACAUUUGUGGUACCACACUCCUUUAUAAUCAUCCAACAUAUAUCAUUUGCCCUAGAACCUAAAUAAAAUAAUAAAAAACAUAAGUUGAGGACUAAAGAGUGAGAUUAUCACAAAAAAAUGAGGGAUCAAAUCAAGGUAUUUUAAAAACUAAAGAUAGACAAUUUACAUGCACUAAAAUAAUUGUUACUCUUAUUUUGAUUUACCUUGAUUACACUUUCAGUCUGUUUUGGACUUAUAGUUGAUGUUUGCUUUUAGUUUAUGAAUAAUUUUGUAAGCAAAUUUUAUGUCUCAAAAAUUUUCUAAUUGUCAGAAUCAAGUC